Messenger RNA from Malania oleifera, 1155 nucleotides. RefSeq names its product probable cinnamyl alcohol dehydrogenase. Gene Ontology annotation, molecular function: cinnamyl-alcohol dehydrogenase activity. The record is from RefSeq and is a predicted model, not a curated record. Gene Ontology annotation, biological process: lignin biosynthetic process. Lineage: Eukaryota; Viridiplantae; Streptophyta; Magnoliopsida; Santalales; Ximeniaceae.
UAUGGACAGCUCUCUCGUAAUUCCUUCUCUCUCAACAGAAGAACAGGUCCUGAAGAUGUUGUGUUCAAGGUGCUGUAUUGUGGAAUAGACCAUACAGAUCUUCACCAAAUGAGGGGCGAGAUUCACUCCACCAACUAUCCUUUGGUUCCUGGGCAUGAAGUAGUGGGGAAAGUUGUGGAAUUGGGUCCCCAAAUGAAGAAAUUCCAAGUUGGGGACAUUAUAGGGGCCAACAGGGUUGGAUGCACAAUUGGAUCUGGUGGCGAAUGCAUGUCUUGCAAGUCCAACAUAGAGCAAUACUGCGACAAUAGAAUCUUCACCUGCAAUGGCAUCUACAACGAUGGCAAACCCACCCAGGGAGAGUUCUCUUCUGCCAUGAUUGUUCAAUGCAGGUUUGUGGUUCAAAUUCCAGAAAAUCUUGCACCAGAGCAAGCUGCGCCCGUGUUGUGUCCCGGGGUGACAGCUUACAGUCCAUUGAGACAGUUCUGUGGAUGCAAAAAGAUUUUAAGAGCAAGUAUUUUGGGUCUGGGAGGAGUUGGGCAUCUGGGUGUUCUGAUAGCAAAGGCAAUGGGGCAUCAUGUGACUGUGAUCAGCUCUUCUGAGAAGAGGGUGAAGGCCAUGGAGCAUUUGGGAGCACAUGCUUUCCUGUUGAGUUCUAAAGCAGCAGAAAUGGAGGCAGCUGCAAAUAGCCUUGACUACAUUCUUGACACUGUUCCAGCCGUGCACCGGUUGAAGCUAUACCAUCCACUUCUCAAGGUUGACGGGAAGCUGCUGUUAGUUGGGGUGGCUCGCAAGCCCCUGAAAUUUGAUUCAGUUGAUCUUAUUUUAGGCAACAAGACAAUUACAGGGAGCUUAACUGGAAGCAUGGAAGACACGCAGGAAAUAUUAGAGUUUUGGGCAGAGAAGGGACUGACAUCUGUGAUAGAGGCAGUGAAGAUCGAUUAUGUGAAUGAGGCUUUUGAGAGGAUGGAAAGGAAUAACGUGAGGUACAGGUUUGUGCUGGAUGUGGCUGGCAGCAACCUCAAUGAUUUGAGGCUAUUUAGCAGCUUGCAACGCCAACCCCUUCUAAAUAUUUUUCCCUACUAUAAAUGUGGAGGAGCUCAAGGAGAAUGCAUUAAGCAUGGCUCUGCAGGGACCAUAACCAUACAUCUACUGUAA